Messenger RNA from Microsporum canis CBS 113480, 1518 nucleotides. Its product is annotated as 1,2-alpha-D-mannosidase. The record is from RefSeq and is a predicted model, not a curated record. Gene Ontology annotation, cellular component: Golgi membrane; endoplasmic reticulum. Gene Ontology annotation, biological process: carbohydrate metabolic process; N-glycan processing. The transcript has 8 exons. Gene Ontology annotation, molecular function: mannosyl-oligosaccharide 1,2-alpha-mannosidase activity; calcium ion binding. Lineage: Eukaryota; Fungi; Ascomycota; Eurotiomycetes; Onygenales; Arthrodermataceae. Bases 1 to 1518 code for a protein of 505 amino acids.
AUGAAGUCGUUAUCACUCUUGGGCGUCUUCCCUCUCGCCCUCGCCUUGCCUGCUGUGAACCAGAACCAGAAUCGGUUCAAUAUCCUCUCUGGUCUCGCCGACGGGGAUAAACCACAGGCUAUCAAAGAUGCAUUCACUCAUGCGUGGAAUGGAUACCAGACCUAUGCCUACCCGAUGGACGAACUCAGACCGGUAUCCAACAAGGGAACCAACCCACUGAACGGCUGGGGUGCUACACCGGUUGAUGCGCUUUCCACUGCCAUUAUCAUGGAUAUGCCAGAUGUCGUCGAUGAGAUCCUGGACCACAUAGAAAAUAUCGACUUCAGUAAGACGGAUUAUCUGUGCAGCUUGUUCGAGACAACCAUUCGCUAUCUGGGAGGAUUGCUGUCGGGUUAUGACCUGCUGAAGGACUCAUAUAUGAAUGUUGAUUCUAAGAGAGUCGACAUCCUGCUCCAGAAGGCCACGGAGCUGGCAGAUGUCCUGAAAUUCUCUUUCAAUUCCACCUCUGGCAUUCCAUGGAAUAACCUUAACAUCACUGCGCAGACAACGGACGGCUCUACUAGCAACGGCCUUGCAACGGUCGGAACGCUGGUUCUCGAAUGGACACGACUGUCUGACCUGACUGGUAAAGAAGAGUACGGAAAGCUUGCCCAGAAGGCUGAAGGGUACUUGCUAGAUCCCCAGCCAAAGUCCAGCGAAGUGUUCCCGGGCCUGGUUGGAGGAUCCAUCAAUAUCAAGACCCACCAGUUUGAGCACGCCAGCGCCAGCUGGGAAGCCGGUGAUGACUCUUUCUACGAAUAUCUGAUUAAGAUGUACGUCUACGACAACAGUGCGUUUGGCAAGUACAAGGACAGAUGGGUGCUAGCUGCACAGUCGACUAUGCAGCACUUGAAAUCCUCCCCAGUAGGACAUCCUGACACCACUUUCAUUGGAUCCUGGUCAAAUGGUGGAUUGGUCAAGGGCUCUCAGCACCUUGCCUGUUUUGCCGGUGGCAACUUCAUCCUCGGUGGACGAGAGUUGAACCGGCCUGACUUCAUAAAAUUUGGGCUCCAGUUGACCGAUGGCUGCCAUAAGACCUACAUCGACACCCUCACCAAGAUCGGCCCUGAAUCGUUUGGCUGGGAUGAGAAUAGGGUUCCUAGUGGCCAGGCCAAAUUCUUUGCCAAGAACGGCUUCUACGUAAAUAGCUCUGGCUAUGUGAUGAGGCCAGAGGUUAUUGAGAGCUUUUACUACGCCUUCAGAAUCACUGGAGAUAAGAAGUACCGGGAUUGGAUUUGGGAUGCCUUCGUGGCCAUUAGCGAAACCACCAUGACCGACAGCGGCUUCUCGUCCAUAAGCAAUGUCAACGCUGCCGGCGGCGGAUCCAAGACUGACAGCCAGCCAAGCUUCUUCUUCGCUGAGACGUUGAAAUACACCUACCUGGCUCACGCAGAAGAGGCCGACUGGCAGAUCAGCAGUAGUGGAAAGGACAAGUUCGUCUUCAACACAGAGGCACACCCCUUCCGUGUCCGUAAAUAG